Messenger RNA from Nannizzia gypsea CBS 118893, 2124 nucleotides. Its product is annotated as interferon-induced GTP-binding protein Mx1. The transcript is spliced from 6 exons. Gene Ontology annotation, molecular function: GTP binding; microtubule binding; GTPase activity. The coding region runs from base 1 to 2124 and encodes 707 amino acids. Gene Ontology annotation, cellular component: microtubule; cytoplasm; membrane. The record is from RefSeq and is a predicted model, not a curated record. Lineage: Eukaryota; Fungi; Ascomycota; Eurotiomycetes; Onygenales; Arthrodermataceae.
AUGAAAAUCCCAAGUGCUCCUAGGAAGGAAGAGGAAGAGCCCGCGUAUGUGCUAGCCACUGAUGGCACAAUGUCAUCAAUCGAAGCUAGCAUGGUAUCUGACUCUCUGGUUGGGCUGCAAAACGUCGAACAGCGCGACCUAAUGAACCUGGUUGACCGUCUUCGCCGUGCAGGUCUAAGUUCGGUGCUGCAGCUACCACAAAUCGUCGUUUGUGGUGAUCAAUCUUCUGGCAAAAGCUCUGUUCUUGAAGCCAUAACAGAGAUACCCUUUCCUCGGAAAGAGAACCUCUGUACCCGUUUUGCAACUGAGAUUAUCAUGAGGCGAGACGCGGAGUCUGCGAUUCAUUGCAAGAUAAACCCUAACACCGGCCGUGCUGACGAUGAGCAACUCGAACUCCGCAAGUUUUCCAAGUCUAUCCAUGACUUUACUGAGCUUCCUUCGGUUAUUGAUGAUGCAACUACUGCCAUGGGUCUGAAUGACAGAACCGCAUUUUCAAGGGAUGUGCUGAGCGUUGAAAUUUGUGGGCCUGAUCUCCCUCAGCUAUUGCUUACGUUUUGGGUAGUACGUUGGUUGACCUGUCCGGCCUCAUCCAUUCUGCCAAUAAGUCAGUCAGACGAGGACGUCGAACUUAUCAAGUCUCUAGUUGAGAGCUAUAUUUCACAGAAUCGGACCAUCAUUCUUGCUGUAAUCUCCGCAAAGAAUGACUAUGCCAACCAGGUCAUUCUUAAAAACUGUCGUAAAUUCGACCAGAAUGGCGCACGAACCCUUGGAGUGGUUACAAAACCGGACUUUUUACGUCCAGGGUCUGACAACGAGAAAUCAUGGCUUGACUUAGUGAGAAACCGAGAUAUCUACUUUGAACUCGGAUGGCACUUGUUGAAGAAUCGCAGUGAUGACGAGCACCACCUGUCGCUUGCUGAGAGUAACAGCAGAGAACGUGUCUUCUUCAGCACGGGAAAUUACAAUGAUCUCCCUCGAAACGUCAAAGGAAUUGAUACCCUCCGCCAGCGUUUGAGUGAACUUUUAUUUCAUCAUCUAAAACGAGAGCUUCCAAUCCUGAAAGAGGAGCUUGACAAAAUGGCAAACGGCGUUCGCCUGGAACUUCUACACCUUGGGAAAAUUAAGAUGGGGAUAAAUGGAAAUUAUGAAGGGGAAUUCUUUGGUACGGUCAACGCUACAGAGCGUAUCGACAGCAAAGAGAAUUCUCGUCGCCUCAGAGCCGUGGUCCAAUAUCUGAACGUUAAGUUUGCAGCCCGUAUGGACCAGAAGGGCCAUAAAUAUCAUGUGAAAGAUGAUAAUGAAGAGGAUGCAGAUAAGCCAACAUCAGUGUGCCCAACAGUAGCUGGAUGCCCUGAGGAACUGUCUCGUAAAGAGGCAGUCAAACGGGUAGUUAGAAUUCUUGAACGCAGCCGUGGACGCGAAAUUCCAGGAACUUUCAACCCAAUGAUAACUAGCCACCUGUUCUGGGAGCAAUCUGAGGGAUGGAGAGCCAUAGCACAAGAUCAUGCUAACAAGGUUGCUACUAAAUGCAAAGAUUUCCUGCUCCAGGUUCUAGAGCAAACCGCACCACCCGAUCUAAGGGCCCGGAUUAUGAACUUAACUGUCACACCUGCUCUUAAAGCUGCCCAUGAGGCUGCCUUGGAUGAAAUUGAGCGAGUUGAGCAAGAUAAGAAGAGACAUCCAAUAACAUACAACAAUCACUUCACAGAUACCCUACAGAAGAUUCAGAAUCGGCACUCGACAUUUACUGGUGGUGCUGGGUAUGAAGACAGGGAGUACAUUCGACUCGACACGUUCCUCUCUAAUCUCUCCAAUACCACGAAUAAGGACAUGGACAAAUUUUCCGCGGAGCAAGCACUUGACACUCUCGAUGCGUAUUACAAAACCGAGAGGAAAUACUUUAUUGAUGUGGUUGCUAAACAAGUCAUCGAGCGUCACUUGGUUGCACCCCUUGCCGACGUUUUCGCACCAAGAAUACUGGCACGCUACAGUGACAAACAGAUCCAUUUCCUAGCUGCUGAAACGACUGAUGUGAUACACCGACGAGAGCACUUGGAUAAUAGAGGCAAGAUCUUGAAGGAGGGACAGGAAGCCUUCUACAUGGCUAUGGGACAGGAGGAGUAA